AUGGAUAUCAUUCUGGAAUUAUGGGAUACCUUCGUUGGUGAUCGAAUGUAUUCCACUCUUCUCCCCAACUCAAUUGCCUCGUCUGUCUCCCUCCAGGGCCUCGUCAAUACGGCCAACAGCUCCUUGUCCUUGUUCGGUGCAGCCGAACCUUUUAUCUACGAGCCAGCCACUCAGCUACUUCAUCUCGAACCCUCCAAAUAUGCCUACCUUAGUGCCUGGCCGCGGAAUAACAUUUACCGCCAAUUCACCAGUUUCUUCUUGAUCACUUGGAUCUUCGGUCUCCUUGUCUACUUCGUGGUUGCGACUCUCUCAUAUAUUUUCAUUUGGGACAAAACCACCUACAAUCAUCCCAAGUUCUUGCGAAACCAGAUUUCCAUGGAAAUGAAGCAGGCCAUGAGUGCCAUGCCCCCAAUGGCCCUUUUGACUGCGCCUUUCUUCGUCCUGGAAGUACGAGGCUACGCCAAGCUCUACGACACCGUCGCCGAGGAGCCGUUCCCGUACUACAGCUUCCUGCAAAUCCCGCUCUUUAUCUUUUUCACCGAUUUCUUCAUCUAUUGGAUCCACCGUGGCCUGCACCACCCGCGUGUCUACAAAGUCCUUCACAAGCCGCACCACAAAUGGAUCAUGCCGAGUCCUUUCGCCUCCCACGCUUUCCACCCCUUGGACGGCUGGUCUCAAAGUGUUCCUUAUCACGUGUUCCCCUUCAUCUUCCCUCUGCAAAAACUGGCUUAUGUCUUCCUUUUCGCCUUCAUCAAUCUAUGGACUGUCUUCAUCCAUGAUGGUGAGUACGUCGCCAACAGCCCGAUCGUCAACGGAGCCGCUUGCCAUACCAUGCAUCACUUGUACUUCAACUACAACUACGGGCAGUUCACUACACUGUGGGACCGUCUGGGUGGUAGCUACCGCAAGCCCAACGAGGAACUCUUCCGACGCGAAACCAAGAUGGGUGAUCAGGAAUGGAAACGCCAGGCCAAGGAGAUGGAAGCCAUCUUGAAGACUGUGGAAGGUGAAGAUGAUCGCAGCUACUCUGCUGAACAGAAGAAAACCCUUUGA
This is a messenger RNA of Penicillium odoratum, 1053 nucleotides long. RefSeq names its product sterol desaturase family protein. The record is from RefSeq and is a predicted model, not a curated record. Lineage: Eukaryota; Fungi; Ascomycota; Eurotiomycetes; Eurotiales; Aspergillaceae. Gene Ontology annotation, molecular function: iron ion binding; oxidoreductase activity. The coding region runs from base 1 to 1053 and encodes 350 amino acids. The transcript is spliced from 2 exons. Gene Ontology annotation, biological process: lipid biosynthetic process.